This is a messenger RNA of Homo sapiens (human), 12987 nucleotides long. It is a transcript of the gene HIF1AN, whose product is annotated as hypoxia inducible factor 1 subunit alpha inhibitor. Gene Ontology annotation, biological process: regulation of signal transduction; regulation of developmental process. Gene Ontology annotation, cellular component: nucleus; cytoplasm; perinuclear region of cytoplasm. NCBI's taxonomy places the organism in Eukaryota, Metazoa, Chordata, Mammalia, Primates, Hominidae. The record is from RefSeq and is a predicted model, not a curated record. Gene Ontology annotation, molecular function: [protein]-asparagine 3-dioxygenase activity; peptidyl-aspartic acid 3-dioxygenase activity; peptidyl-histidine dioxygenase activity. The coding region runs from base 17 to 1126 and encodes 369 amino acids. The transcript has 8 exons.
GUCCCUGGCGGCGGAGAUGGCGGCGACAGCGGCGGAGGCUGUGGCCUCUGGCUCUGGAGAGCCCCGGGAGGAGGCUGGAGCCCUCGGCCCCGCCUGGGAUGAAUCCCAGUUGCGCAGUUAUAGCUUCCCGACUAGGCCCAUUCCGCGUCUGAGUCAGAGCGACCCCCGGGCAGAGGAGCUUAUUGAGAAUGAGGUGGGGGGCGGGGCCGCGUCUAAAGGGAGAGGAGGAAGGUACCCGGUUGAGAGGUCAGAGGAGCCUGUGGUGCUGACCGACACAAAUCUUGUGUAUCCUGCCCUGAAAUGGGACCUUGAAUACCUGCAAGAGAAUAUUGGCAAUGGAGACUUCUCUGUGUACAGUGCCAGCACCCACAAGUUCUUGUACUAUGAUGAGAAGAAGAUGGCCAAUUUCCAGAACUUUAAGCCGAGGUCCAACAGGGAAGAAAUGAAAUUUCAUGAGUUCGUUGAGAAACUGCAGGAUAUACAGCAGCGAGGAGGGGAAGAGAGGUUGUAUCUGCAGCAAACGCUCAAUGACACUGUGGGCAGGAAGAUUGUCAUGGACUUCUUAGGUUUUAACUGGAACUGGAUUAAUAAGCAACAGGGAAAGCGUGGCUGGGGGCAGCUUACCUCUAACCUGCUGCUCAUUGGCAUGGAAGGAAAUGUGACACCUGCUCACUAUGAUGAGCAGCAGAACUUUUUUGCUCAGAUAAAAGGUUACAAACGAUGCAUCUUAUUCCCUCCGGAUCAGUUCGAGUGCCUCUACCCAUACCCUGUUCAUCACCCAUGUGACAGACAGAGCCAGGUGGACUUUGACAAUCCCGACUACGAGAGGUUCCCUAAUUUCCAAAAUGUGGUUGGUUACGAAACAGUGGUUGGCCCUGGUGAUGUUCUUUACAUCCCAAUGUACUGGUGGCAUCACAUAGAGUCAUUACUAAAUGGGGGGAUUACCAUCACUGUGAACUUCUGGUAUAAGGGGGCUCCCACCCCUAAGAGAAUUGAAUAUCCUCUCAAAGCUCAUCAGAAAGUGGCCAUAAUGAGAAACAUUGAGAAGAUGCUUGGAGAGGCCUUGGGGAACCCACAAGAGGUGGGGCCCUUGUUGAACACAAUGAUCAAGGGCCGAUACAACUAGCCUGCCAGGGGUCAAGGCCUCCUGCCAGGUGACUGCUAUCCCGUCCACACCGCUUCAUUGAUGAGGACAGGAGACUCCAAGCGCUAGUAUUGCACGCUGCACUUAAUGGACUGGACUCUUGCCAUGGCCCAGGAGUCAGGUGUUUGGAGCGAGGCAGGGCAGUUGGCACUCCACUCCUAUUUGGAGGGACUUCAUACCCUUGCCUCUUGUGCCCCAGCACCUUCUCUCUCUGCCCCCCGCCUAAAGUCCUGCAUUCAGUGUGUGGAGUCCCAGCUUUUGGUUGUCAUCAUGUCUGUGUGUAUGUUAGUCUGUCAACUUCGGAAUGUGUGCGUGUGUGUGCAUGCACACGCAUGUAUGUAUCUGUUCCCUGUUCCUUCUGGGUCAGGCUGUCACUUCCGGCUCUCAGCCCUAUCUCCUGCAACCUCAGUGCCUCAGCCUGAGAGAGAGAUGAGAUGCUCUUGGACUCCCCACUGCAUCUGGGCUGCAGGGCCAGAGCUAGUCUGACCAUUAGGUCAGUCUGCCUCCUGACAGUUUUUGCGUAGUCAAGCUCUAGGCGGUAUGGGAAUGGCUACCGGGACUCUAAUGGGGUGAAAGAGAGGGGAGGCUUGCCUUUGAGAGCCUAUAUAGCCUUCCUGUGAGAGAGGAUUAGAUAGGGUUCCAACUGGGCCUACAAGCUCAAGCCAUACAUAAAAGGACCUUGGGACAUAAGAACCAAUGAUUGUGCAUAAGUUCUAAAUUAGAGACACAUAUAGUUUCUCUCUUUCAGCACCAGCUCUUGCCCCUAUGCUGGGUACCAAGGGAGUUCUCCUAGCUGUGGCUUCUCUAGGUUCUAGGGGUGCAAGCCUCUGUGUGUUUGUUUGUGUGUGUCUGUGUGUGCGUAUCCACACUAGGGGUGCAAGCCUCUGGGUGUGUGUGUGUGUGUGCGUGCGUGUGUGUGUGUGUGUCCGUGUGUGUGUGUGUGUGUGUCCACACUGGCCAGCCUCCCUACUUACCAAGGUUCUCCACUGCUUACCUUUUCCAGUGGGACAGUACAGUGUGAGCCCCCGGGAAGUACUGCCUGACCUAUCCUAAGCUUUUACACUUGGAUUUUAGCCAUCAUAUGUUGGCCAGGUCUCACUGCAGCCUGCCCGAGGCUAACUGGCUAGAGCCUCCAGGCCCUAUGAUGCUCCCUGCCCAGGCCAUAUCCUUUAUUCCUGCUGAGCUUCCUGGCUGAAUAGAUGAAAUGGGGUCAAGCCCAGGCAGCUCAUUCACUACCUGUGAUCCACCUCAGGGCACGGGCAAACACAUAGGCUUGCGUCUUAAAGCCAGCUCCUCUGCCAGACCCCGUUGUAAUGUGCCACAACACCCUCAAUAGUCAGGGCAACUGGUGGAGCAUGGAAGUCGAAUUUCCUUUUCUGUUAGGAGCUACUCCUGGGAACCCCUCUCAGGGCUGCAGCUUACAGGUGGGCAGCUGUGAUUGCACAACUUGAAGGGCCAUCAUUCACAUCUAUUCAGUGGGAGUGGGGUCCCUGGGAUUGGGCAGUGUGGUGGCCCUGUGUCUCCUCACCUCUGCUCCUGUCUUCAUCACCUUCUCUCUGGAAGGGAAGAGGAGUUGGAAGGUCUCUGGUUUUCUUUUCUUUUUUUUUUUUUUUGCCAAAGGUUUACUUCCAGCAUCUGAGCUCUGGCUCUCACCCCUGAAGCUCAGUUAUAGUGCACUGAUGAACUGAGAGGAUGCGUGUGGAUGUGUGUGCAUGCCUGAGUGCGUUUUUUGGGGAGGGGUGUUUAUUUUUAGUACCCCAUUCUGGGGUUCUCUGAUGCAGUGUGGAUGUGAAGAUAUGGUACCUUCUCAAGUGUAGCUCUUUCAAAUAUAGUCAAUGCUGGGAAAUGUGAUUGCAGUGAUCUCUAUCUCUCCACUUCUUUUGGGAAAGAGGAGCACAGGAGCGGAGGAAAAACUUGGCCACAGUCACACUUGGAAAGAUAGUAGAUUAUUUUCGUUCUCCUCAGCAGGUCUGCUGUAUUCCUCGCUCAGCGCUCAAAGAUGUGGGUGAUGUGUCAAGGAGGCAUGCACUCAGCUGGUCCUUGCUGAGUUAUUUGCUGACACAGGUCUCACUAAGGUGGCUGAGGGGUGGGAGGGAGAAGGCUAAUCUUGGAACCUUCACAGGAUUGGCCUUGAUCCUUGGGUAACACAAGAGUGAUUCCUGAUUUUUAGACACCUAAUAUGUGCCUAGUGCUUUUCUCUUUGUUCCUCACUAUCCUGCAAGGUAGGUAUUCUCACUUACAGAUGAAUAAAUGGGCUCAGAGAGAUUAGGUGAUUAGUGACAAUCAGUUGUAACUUAGCACUGUUAGGCUGCAAACCCCUUGCUCCUUCCUUUCCACCAAACUAUGUUGAUUUUCCUUCCUUACCUCCCUCCUUGUACCACAGGUUCUGUCCUCAAGAUAUCACCCCACUGGGCAGUAUCUGAAGGCAGACCCAGCCCAAGAUGGUGCAGAAUAUACAGCUCAGGGUGAAAGUUCUUCUGGGCUCCUGCUAACAAAGUCUUGGAAAAACUGCCUGGGAAGCCAUAUUAUGAAUUAGUGCUAGAAGAAGCUGUGGGGGGAACUGAGUUCUGUGUCUAAUUGCAUUACUUAUGUGUCCUUGAAUAGGACCCAUAACUCCUCCCGGCAUGCUUUUGCAUCUAUAGAACUGAAGCUGUAGUUCUAGAUGGCACUAAGGGUCUUGGUUCAUAUUCAGCUGCUGCUUCCCCCCAAGGAAAAGAUGAGGUUUUUCCCCUUCGAUUACCUUUUGAGGGAUGUUUAGGCUCAAAUUCUGCUUGCCACAGAGGAAACAUUUCUGCUGUAGUUGUUUACCUCCAUCCUAGCUGGCAGUGUGGGACACACACAUACAGCAAGUGAAGGUGGGGGUUUGGGCCUGUAUAGAGGUCAGCUACGCUGCAGGCUCAUCUAUUCACACCAGCAGGUACAGAGAAAACUAGUGUUUUGUAAAGUCAAAUAUUUGUUGGGGGUUGGAGUUCUGGGGUUGGAGGAGGGGCUGUUCUGGGCAUCAGUUGAGCAGAUGCCCAGGAUGCCUGGGGGAGACCAGCUUCCCCUACAAAUCAGAGCUCUAAAUUACAAGGUUUUUACCAACGUGAACAGUUGGGGGAAGUCGUCUGCUCUCAUUUGCGUAAUGGUUUCUGUCACUGGUGAUUAGACACAGGAUGAAGGAAAAGAAAUUUGACAAUUAGGAAUGAGCGAUCAUUAAUCUGAAUCUGUUAGGAGACAGAGAGGGGAAGGAUCCUUAUCAGUGGGCCAGCCCAGUAUGGGGAGACACUCCCUCCCUCUGCCCCCAGAGACUCCUGGGCUACAUCCUCUUUCAGUAUUGCCACAAGUGGGCAGAGCUUGUAUUUCUUAACAAAGAUUAGGGACCCAGUUGCCAGCCUGAGAUGGAUAUAGGAACAGACAUCUUUGGGCAUGAGCCAACAAAGAUAGAAAUAGAUGAGUGUCAGGUACAAGCUAUAAGGCAAAGAAUAACAGUGGAAAAGUUUUGACAUGUGUUUGCCAUUUGUGGAAAAUGUUUUUGUAAUAGUCAACACCCCUCAUAGCCCACCUGUGACAAGUACUUGUUACAUUCCAGCACUGUAGGGCGUGAGGAAAAUCUGGUCCUUAUCAAAUCCCAGGAGCUUCUGCUUAGUUGGGGAAGAAAUUACAUGAAGCAACCAGAGGUUAUAAGGCCACACUUGUAUAUCGUGCACCCUGUGUGGACAAGAUUAGGGACUGUUGAGAGAGGAGGAAACCAGUAGAGAGCAAAGCUCUACCCAGGCUCCUUGUAAGCCUCUGGGCUCCCCCGAGAGGGCCUCGCUACUCUACGCUUCCUAGCAACGUUGAUGUCCCCACAACCCCACAUCAGUGCAGCUGUGGCUGUGUGGAGGGGCUCUGAGGCCUCUGAGGCCAGAUGUGUAAACAGUGCUGAGGUUCAGUAAUAGGAUGAGUCUUCAGGUGUGGAGCAGCCCACCUUGGCUCUUCCCAUGUCUCUGUGUUACUUCUCAUAUUCUGCUGUCCUUUCAAACUUCAAGGACAGUAUUAAUUUAUACUAGUAUUUCUUCCUCAGUUUUGUGACUUGAAUGCAGUGAGUGCCUUAGAGGAUCCAAGGAUGAAGGAAUGCGGGUUGGUGGUUCUCUCUUUCAGAAUGGGAACUUCCCAAAAAUGGGGCUGCGUCUCGCCUCUCAGUAGGUUCCCUACCUCUGGGUCUUCCACCCUUCAAAAUCUGGUACAGAAUUUAGCAGGGGCUGCAGGGAAUGACCCUCAGGGACCAGUUUCACCCAGAUGGGGUAGAUGAUGAGGUAUACCUAGAAGUAGCUCAGGGCUCCAGAGUCUGGCCUUUCAGCUGGUGUCUUACUCCCCUUUGAGACCUUCAGCUGCUUGUCUUCCACUGCCUGCAUACUUCUCUGAUGUCUUCUCAAACUGUUGGCUCUAAAGGGAUGUUCCAGCCUCCCUCUCCAGAGCUGCCUGCAGUUUCCCUUAUUCAGCUGUCUCCUGCCUAGUCUCUCCAGCGGCCUCCUUACCAAGACCCUUUUUCCUAAACAGUUGUCCUUCCCUCAGAAACUCCAUGGCUGCAAGUGUGAAUAGACUUGUCUUUAGGAUCCCUCUCUCUGGUCAUCCCUGAUCAUCUUAGGGCCGUCUCCCUUUUCUGAUUUUUGACAGCUCUGUUUAUUUUGCCCAUGGCUAGUCCUCUUGUUUUGUGUCUGCUGUGUGUUCUUGCCCUUCCAUUGUCAGUUCUGUACAUCCUGGUUCAGCUUGUCUCACUGUGGUAGCCCCUUCUGCUUGUCUUCAGCCAUCUUGGUUUAAUCCUCAUAGGUCAUGGAUGAAUGGAGCCUUGCUGAGCACUUUGAGGGCAUUUCUGUUGGGCACAACCUCAGAAACGGGAAGUCUUGAGGCCUGGGGGCGUGUGGUCAGUGAGGCCUCCAGAGGUGGGUUAGGGGUGGGCACCUACAAGGGCCAGUUGAGGGGAGAGGUGCAGGGAUUGCUGAGGAGACUUUGUGAGAAUGAUGUCAGGCCCGGGAAGCUGGUGUGGAAGAACUGAGCUGUCAGAAGGAGAUACCAAUAUCCCCUUUGCAGGGUGGUGAUGGGCAUCAAACAUGACGUGGAACAUGUCCCCUUCAUGGAGGGUUUCCAUCUAAAUGCAUCUGUGUGCCUUAGGGAUCAGUAGUUCAGGGGUGGUGGACUUUUUUGAGUGUCUCCUAAUUUCUCUGAGGUGUCUUUGGCUCUGUGUCACCAAAUGUGCCUGACCUCUGCAUCCCAGUGGUUGCUGAAAGGGAAACAGUAUAUUGCGUAGUCAGAUGUCAGGAGUAGAGAUCUUAAUGAGAAAGGCCCUGGCAGCUGGAGAGAUGAGAGGACCUAGUGGUCAGCUUAUACCCAGACUAUCUCUCCACUCCUCCAAGAGUUUGAGUCCCAUAGCUGAUGAAAGAAUUUACAUAUGGGCUCCCCCCUGCUUUCCCACUGAAAAUCUAUUCUCAUAUUUUGGGAAGGAGCAUAUGUCCUUUAACUUUCAAUGGUAAACAAUCUAGGAUAGUGUUUAAAGGCAUGGAUUUUGGAGUCACAUAUAGUUGGUUUGAAUUUCUAGCUUCACUACUUACCAGCUGGGUUUGACCUUGGUUGAUUUACUUAACCUCUCUGAGCCUCAGUUUCCUCAACUAUAAUAACAUGGGUGGAGGGAGGCAUGUUGAAAAUAUCUACCUCAGGGUUGUUGGAAUAACUGAAACAAUGUUUGUAAAGCUUUAGCACAGUGCCUGGCAAGCACUUAAUAAAUGGCUGUGGUGGUGGUGGUUAUAUUUAUUAUGUGAUUUAUUCAGAAACUUGGUUUCAGUGAUCUCUAAACAGAUUUCCAGUGGUUCUUUCUCUCUCAAGAAAAGCAUAGGGAAAAACGAGAAACACCUUAGAUAAACCAUAUUGAGUUGAGGGUAGACAGAAGAGUCUAGUACCUAAACUCACCCUAGAGGAAGAGAAACAGGAAGUGUCUUAUGCCUCUUCUGCCUGGGCAGCCAGACUUUACUGCUGUACUACCAGCCCAGGGCCUUGGGUGAGAAGGUUUCAGGUCUGAGCUCCCCUUGCACUGUGUGAGAGGCCGUGGAGCCGAAUGAGUCCUUAUUAUACCUGGAGAAGCUGUUGUCUCCUCACACCAUGAAAUGUAAUAGCAGUCAAAUCAGGCCCCUCUUGAUUCAAUUUUAGUCCAUGCCUUUCCAUGUAUUUAAAUUAUAUAAGUGUUGGCCAGGUGUGGUGGCUCACACCUGUAAUCCCAGCACUUCGGGAGGCUGAGGCAGGAGGAUCACUUGAGCCCAGGAGUUCGAACCAACCUUGGGCAGCAUAGUGAGACCCCUUCUCUUAAUAAUUUUUUUUGAAAAUAAUUUUUUAAAAAUUACAAAUAUGGACCAGACACCUGGGAGGAUUACCUCACGCCUGUAAUCCCAGCACUUUGGGAGGCUGAGGUGGGUGGAUCACCUGAGGUCAGGAGUUUGAGACUAUCCUGGCCAACAUGGUGAAACCCUGUCUCUACUAAAAAUACAAAAAUUAGCCAGAUGUGGUGGUGGGUACCUGUAAUCCCAGCUACUCGGGAGGCUGAGACAGGAGAAUCACUUGAACCUGGGAGGCGGAGGUUGCAGUGAGCUGAGAUCACGUCAUUGCACUCCAGCCUGGGUGACUACAGUGAGACUCCCUCUCAAAAAAAAAAAAAAAAAAUUAUGAGUAUGUUAAGAUUGUUCUAGGGGAGAAGGGCAAUCAAAAUUCAGAAAAAUAUGAGUGGGAUGUUAAUAGCUACCAUUUGUUGAACACUUCUGUUCCAGGCACUGUAUUAGUUCGUCCCCAUGUGGUGCUCUCAGAUCAGUAGGGGAGACAGGCAGGCAGUUAGAAUUAUGGUGUAUAGAGGAGAAGCAUUGCACUAUGUCCAGUUUUUUAUGGUAGGCUUCCUGCAGAAAGUGAUAAGUCCAAGCUGAUAUGUGGAAGAUGAAUAAUUAACCAGAGGUUGGGGGAUUUCCCCCUUAGCUUCUCUUUCUUCCAGUCCAGCAGUCCAAAACAAACACUGCUUCCCAAUGCCUAAGGGUUUUGUCGUACCUUACUCCAGGGAAUGGGUGAGACAGUAGAUCCCAAGAAGAAAACCCUUUGGUUAGUCACAGAAAUCUGAAAGUCUUGGUUGCUGGCUCAGAUUUGUCCUGGAGUGGACGUAGAUUGGACUUGCUUAUUUGUAGCCCUCCACCGUUCUCAUUUGUGUUCUGGCCUCUGGAGCCACCCUGCCAGACCCUACUUGGAAGAAAUGUUGAAUCAAGCUACUCAGACUUCAGCCUGAGAUGUAUUAUGGCUGGCUGGAAUUCUCAGCCCUUUCCACAUCAUGAUCCCAUUAAUCUCUUGGGUCUAUCCCCACGCCCAGCCACCUCUCCUCCUCACUAUAAGCCAAGUCUCCCUGCAGUUCUCUAUAAAUACUCAGAUCCUCUUGCCUCAGACCCUGGUCCCUAGCUUUGUGGGUGAAGAAGAUACCUCUUUAGCUUGUGCCAACCCAUCCCUCUGGGCUACAGGCCAUUCUGUAGUCACCUUGCAGUCACGUCUUUCCUUCUAGAUAACUGGCUCUGGGCCUUGGAAACCUUCUCUUUGGCUCUAGCUAAUUUUGCUGUUUUAUUCCGUUUACUUAAAACCUAUUCACUUGGUCAUUGAGGUCAGAACUAUCAGGAAAGCUGUGCUCCUUAACCCAUCAUCUAAGCUAAGCUUGGGCCAGGUUUUUAUUACCUCUUGAAUAUAUAUAGUGCAAUAUAGUGUAGUGGUUGAGAGUGGAGUCUGCAUACCUGGAUCUGCCAUUCUGCAUGACUUUGGGCAAAUGGACAAACUGCCCGAAACUUGACUUGUUUAUAUGUAUGGGGAAGACAUCAUUUACAUUGUCAGGGUAAGGCUUAGCAGAAUGACCGGUCCAUAGCAAGGGCUCAGUCUUUCUGUGUCUCUCAGUCUUUACCUCUCUUCCCCAUCUAGCUUUCUGUCUAAGUUCCUGUUUCUAGUCUCAGGGCAUAUCUAGUUGUCAGCUCCUGAGCAGAGCAGAGGUAUAAGUGUCAACUCAUGCUUGUGUUACCAGUUCCUACCCCUGUCAGUAACCUCUGAUGCUUACAAGGAUACUAUCACCUAUGCCAUCAGUGGGGAAUGACCUUCCAAAAAUAUUUUUAACAAUACUAAAAAUACCUGAAACAUACUGGGUGAAAAUAAGACAUUGGAGCUGCUGCUCCCCAAGGAGAUAAAAGGACAGUUCCUAAAGAGGCAUUGAAGGUUUGUAUGAGCCAGCAGCACAGUCAGAAGGCAAGAAGGAGACCCUGGGAUGUGCACAAGGAUGCAGGAGACGAGAUUGUCACAGAGGCUGUCAUGCUAGUAAGAGUCAGAGGUUACUGAUGGGUAGAGAUUGUCAGAGUCUGCCUUGCUAGUCUAGAGGUAGGACCAUGGAUUUAAGAACGUUGCCUCCAAGUUUUUGAAUUGUGAAUUUUUGAUCAUAUUUGAACAAAACCCCACCUACAGUCUGCAUGGUCAUUGUUCUCACAAGGGUUUGUGUGAUGCACUGACAAGAACAGAGGCUUUGGAGGUGACUCCUGGGUUUGAAUCACCAUUUGCCACUAGCUAAUUCUAACCUUAGGUAAGUCAGUGUCUCUGGGUCUCAACCUCUUCCUCUGUGAGGGGUAGGAAAUAGCACAUAACUUGUAGCAUUGUUAUAAGGGCUCGUGAUAAUGUUUUUAAAACACCUGGCUCAAGCACUCAGGAAAAUGUUUUAUUAUGAAGACCAAGUGUCUCUGAAAAGUGUUUCCUUAGUGUCUGGAGAGACUACAGCAGCAAGGCUUUUCUGAUCCUACUCUGACUCUCAAGAUAAUGGUGCUUGAAGUGAAAUCACAGAAGAGAUGACUGGGGCAGGAAAAGCAAGAUGGAAAAGAUAAAGUUGUGGAAGGGACUGAAAGUCCAUGAAGUGCUGGGCUGGGGACAGAAAGGGUUUAAUAGGGCAGGGUCUUGAGGAACAGGAACAGAGACCUUGGUUCUGGGUUGCCAUCUGAUUCCCAGAAGAGUAAAGGAAAUGGGGCAGGAGGAUGUCUGUGGAGGACACAGUGUGGCUGAGUGGAGAGAACACAAGCUUCUGGCCAGUGAACCUAAGUGAGAAUGUCAGUGGACUUUGCACAGGCUGGGUGCCUUUGGGGGUGUUCAUCUCGCUAUGCUUCGGUCCCCUCAUUUAAAAAAAUUGGUUAAUAAUAUGAUGACCUGCCAAUGUGUGUGGAAAUACUAUGUAAACUGAGCACUAUAUAAAUGCUGGUUGUUGAGAUAUUGGGAGUGGGGGUUUCGGGAGAUUUUGUUUGUUUGUUUUUUUGAGAUGGAGUUUUCGCUCUUGUUGCCCAGGCUGGAGUGCAGUGGCGUGAUCUUGGCUCACUGCAACCUCCACCUCCUCCAGGUUCAAGCAAUUCUGCCUCAGCCUCCCGAGUAGCUGGGACUCAGGCGUGCGCCACCAUGCCUGGCUAAUUUUGUAUUUUUAGUAGAGAUGGGGUUUCUCCAUGUUGGUCAGGCUGGUCUCGAACUCCCGACCUCAGGUGAUCUGCCUGCCUUGGCCUCCCAAAGUGCUGGGAUUACAGGUGCGAGCUACCACACCUGGCCCUGGAUUUCUUAAUAGGUCCUCUUAUGUGGCUAUUGAGAAUGAAUGAGACAACUCAUUAACUAACUAAGUUAAUUCAGAACUUAGUGCCUAGUAAGUGCUCAGUAAAUGUUAGUUUCUUUUCCUCCAUUUCUUCUUAGGAAGCAUCGUUUACCCAGCAUAAACAGGAGGACUCAACUGUGCAUGUCUUAGUGUGAACAAGUAACAUCAGAUUUCCCUUUUCUGAGGAGAGAUCAGUUCUGUAAGAGGGAGCAUGAGUGUGAAUGGGGAAGAAUCAUGGAGAAGGGAGCAGGACUCCACAGUACUGGAGAUGGAGUAGGGACCUCUGGGAAUCGUUGGCAUGGGGGUGUGGUGCAGAAAGGGUGAUGCUAAGAGGUGAGAGUCUCAAGAAAGAAGAUGGGUGUUCUAGAGGGGAAAGCUAAACGAUGAUAGGCAAUGAGGAGCGGAGGACAAGACCCUGAACUAAGGGUGAGGAGGCCAGCAUUCUGUCAGGAGAACCUUAGGAAUUGUGACCAGAAGUCAAAGUUGUUACAGCAAUCCUGCAUUCAACCAGGUUUCAUCUGAAAAACUUAAGAGUUGCUAGGCACAGUCGUGCACACUUGUAAUCCCAACACUUUGGGAGGCUUGAGUCAGGAGGAAGCUUGAGGCCAGGAGUUUGAGAUCAGCCUAGGCAGCAUAGUGACACCCCAUCUCUUGAAAAAACAAACACUCUUAAGAGCAGUGGUUCACCUAGAAAUAAAAAGCAGAAAUCAUCAAGAUGAGAAGACAUUUUGUGUUUUGACAGCCAAGGAAAUUUGCCACUGAGACAAGGUAUCUGACAGCCUAGAUGGGAUUCUAGACUUCUGUGAGAAAGUGCAGUUAGGCCCUGAAUAGCGUCAAACUCAGGGAUGUGAGCUGACUGACUGCCUUUUUAUGUAAUGGAGGCCAUGUGAUAGGGCUUUAUGAGGCCACAAAUAGCACUUUCUGGGUCCUUUCACAGUCUAGUCAGUGGCCCAACCAACAUAUCUGGUUGUUCUGCAAUCUCAGUCAUCUGAGAAGAUAACCUCCAAAAUACAUGCAGUGGCAUCAGGUGUUUCCUUGGUAGGUGUGCAUCUUUUAAUGAUGGAGGACUUAGGAUGAAGAACAGGUGUGUUUAAAAACAUCAAACCCCCACAUCAUUACUAUUUGCUGUAAGGAUCUAUGCAGUUUGUAUUUUAAGUCCUUGACAUAUGGAAGAGCAUUUGUGAGAGUAACAGGUUUGCUUUGUAAUGCCAACUAAAAAGUGUGUAUUUAUACUCGAAUUUUAAGUUGAAAUUUUGCUAAGUUUCUUUUUUUUUUUUUUGAGACGGAGUCUCACUCUGUUGCCCAGGCUGGAGUACAGUGGUACAAUCAUUGCUAAGUCUUUCUGUAGUUUUAGAACAUUUAGAACAACUUAAGAUUUCCUGUAUUUAUAAACUUAAUUUAUUGGAAAUAUAAGUACUUGAUCAGGUUUUGUCUUGGUCAGAUAAAUUAAGUACUUAAGGAAAUCAAAUACAUUAAUCAUAUAAAUGCCAUUUAAGUGUUUAAAGGAGUUUAGUUAAAUGUAAGUUGGAUCAAACAUUAAACUUUUUUGUUUUAUAAGCAAAAUAAUAAGAUUUGUUAGCAGAACUUAAAAGCUUAGAAAAGAGAGGAUUUUGGAUAUGUAACUUUGAAGAGGUGAAUAGUUUGCUCUUUUCUGAGACAGGGCAUUGCUUUUCGACGCAGGCUGGAGUGCAGUGGGGCAAGCAUGGCUCACUGCAGCCUCAACCUCCUGGACUCAAGUGAUCCUCCUGCCUCAGCCUCCCAUGUAGCUGGGAUCACAGGCACAUGCCACCACACCUGGCUAAUUUUUUAUUUUUUGUAGAGACAGGGGCCUCACUUCAUUGCCCAGGCGGAUCUCGAACACCUGGGCUCAAGCAGUCCUGCCUCAGCCUCCCAAAGUUCUGGGAUUACAGGCAUAAGCCACUGUGCCUGGCCUUGAAUAUAUUUUUUAACCAAAGUAAUUUAUGAAUAUAAAUUGUUUCUAUAUAACCCAAAGUCACUCUCAUUGACAUUAAGAAACUCAGAGAGUGGGUUCUAAAUGUAAUAUUACCACACACCCAAGUCACUUAGCCUCUACAAGUACCACGUAACUAGCAGCCGUUAAAAGAUGGCCACCGCUAGUCCAGUCGGCCACAGACAUGGUUUUGUUUGGCCAAUACAAGUUUUUGAAAGUUUUAAAAAAUUGACAACAUUAAAGAUCAGAAACUUGACCUAAAAA